Molecule: messenger RNA, 3201 nt
Organism: Schistosoma turkestanicum
Lineage: Eukaryota; Metazoa; Platyhelminthes; Trematoda; Strigeidida; Schistosomatidae
Source: the annotation of a GenBank genome assembly
UAAUCUUUAUCUUGUUAUUUCAUUGUUUUGUUAAGCGGUAUUUAGUGGGCGAGGGGGAUGUUCAUAUUAAUAUGAACCACUAUUAUCAUAUUGUAGAUAAAUCUUUAUGAAAAGUGAUAUGUAUCAGUAUGGAAUCUAGCCAAAAAUCGCCGUCAGAAUUUCAUUGCUUCAAGUCUGAGUUGAUCAUGCCUCCCCCGGAAACUCCGUUACAUGUUACACAAGAAGCUAUUAGCAUGUUGGAGGCGUACCUAAAUAUUGGUUCUCUUAAAAGACAAAAAGAUAUCAAAUCUAACAAUGUAUUUGUAUCUCGCCAUUACAAACCUGAUGAUUCAACAACUGGAGGAUCGAAUUCCCACAGUAGAAAUUUGAACUUAUUGCCCCUUAAAGAAGAUAUUCAGAAGAGUGAAGUUCUAGAGUCUAAUAAAACAACAAUUUGCACAAAUUCUAUCCAUAUGAGCCGAAUACCGAAUUUGUCUGUUGUUGACAGAGAAUGUUUAGAGCAAUGUGCAAACGAAUCUCAUUUGAGCUAUACGACAAAGCAUUUUAAAGAUGCUUGUUCAUCAAACAGUGAAACUAUAUCUAAUAAAACCCCUCUUCUGUCGACGAAUAGAUCAUUUGUACAGGGAAGCAAAAUAAAUGAACUCUAUGAGCACUUAGACAGUGUCGAUGGUCUUGGUGCUAAAUCUCAAAGAUCUGACUCAAUCCAUAAUUCAAGUAACAUAGAAUCUGUCAGUCCAUCAAUCUUUGAAAUUUCAACUCAAAUAACCAGCAUAGGAACUGGUAGUUCCUUGUCUAAGAAGUCUGUAAUGAAAGACGAUUCUGUAUCUUCGUCGAUUAUUCGCUAUCAUAGUGUAAGCAGUGAAAGUACACAAAAAACUCACUUCAUACCUAAAAUACAGGAAUCGGAGGUAAGCUCUCAUCAUAAUGAAUAUACUCGACGCCUAAGUGUCAGGUCGGCACCUGAAGACAUACACCAUUGUGUGCGCAUGAAAUCUAAACGAAACGCCCUCAAAAAAUGGUUUAAAUUCCGGCUUCCUAAAAGAAGUUUUAACUUUAAAUCUCAUAUUGGAAAUAAAUUAUCUGCAACUGAGGGUGGAACAUUAGAAUCAAAGAAUGCUUUUAGGGGAACUUACUCACAAGAGAAAACAACAGUCUUGGAAAACGGAGAAUAUAUUGACUGUGAAGGAAACAAUAGUAUCCUCUUUGAACCAAUACCUAACAUAAAUGUGAGUACCGACAUGAUUAAUAAAUCAGAUAAAAGGCUUCAUCAUCCACUGUUUAUCAAUGUAUGUACCCAGUUUUUCCCACGAUUAUUUCGUCAGAAUGAUUCUUCAUCUAAUUAUAUAACAAGUGGUUUCUUCCCGAGAAUGCAAAGGCUAUCUACGAACACUAAUCGUCGUGUAAAGCGAAACAAGCGAAAAGCUAGAAAGUUCAAUAAAGUUUCUACUCAAGCUUCUGUAGAAGAACAAGAAGAAAAGUUUCAGUUAACACCAUUAUAUACCAAACGACGUUCAUCUCGGUUCUCUCAUUAUGGAAAUGAUGAAUUAUUUGCAAAUAAGAGAAACUUAUUAAUUGAACGAGUAGACUGUGACACGUUGAACCGAUCAAAUUACUCAUCAAAUAAAGAAUCUUCAGAUAAUGACUCGUUUAAAACACCAAUAAUAAAUUCUAAAACAUGGCCAAUCGGUUCGCCUAAUUCAAAGGUAGCUAGUGAAAUUGCACGUCUUUAUCGUGGAUUAAUUGAAACAAUAGAAAGUGAUAAAUUGGUCGAACCUUCUUCACAAACAUGGAGUCACUUUACCGACAGAAAAUUUCAGAUUCUAAAUAAUAAGGAUGUACCUUCAAACUCAGUAAAACAAAAUAUCAAAAACUAUAAGACAGAGAAUUCUUCAAACACCCCUGAACUUCAAAAUGACUCAAAAGUACGAAAUUCCAAUAAUCAGUCAACAAAUCGUAAUACACAUUAUCCGUAUGCUAAAUACAUUGCUGCUAUGAUUGAUGCUUUGUCCGAACGUCUUAUGGGAAAGAUAUCAGAAGAUGAUUUAGAAUUACGUUUUCAAACUUUAGAAGCAGAAGCAUUUAAAGCAGCUAAACAAAAAAAUGUUCAAUCUCUUAAACAAGAACAAUUCUGCUCGGUUAGUCAUGACUUUGAAAAUUUACGUUGUCCGAAUUCUUUGCAACAUGCGACACGUGGUCAUUCAUCAUCAGAUGAAAAUUUAUUCAAUACGACGGAAACAGAGAAGCUAGAAAAUCGAUGCCACUCUGUAUCUGAUUUUUGUACUACAAAAAACCCGUCAGAUCUAUAUAAUACAUCAUCAUUAGAAUUAAGUCAAUGUAGCUUGAAGCAUUCUUGUUUAGCACAAGUCAAACGAUUGCAACUUCGAAACAAAUUGAUCAUAACAGAGGAUUUAUUAAAUCGUCUUAUAAAUCAUACAACUUAUCCAAGUUUCGAAGCUGAUAUCCUGGAAUUAUUAGGUCGACAACCAAACUGGCAUAGAAUCGCUAUUCUUUAUUACCUGACUAGAUGUUCAGUUAGACAUAUAUUAAAUUCACAUAUUCAAAGGAUGGAAACAUUACAAGAAUCGACUUCAAAUUUAUCAACAACAAUAUCAUUAACUGUCGAUUCAGAUAGUGAGGAACUUCAUGAGAAUCAUACACAAUCAUCAAGAAGUAAAUCGCCUCAUCAAUGUAGUUUAUAUUCAUUGAAUUCAACAUACGAUACAAUAAUUCGUGAUACUGGCCAAUGCAGAGCAAAUAUAGGCCGAAUCAAAGAUUAUACAAUUACAUUUUUUACACGAUGGUAUGCAGAUUGGGUGUAUAAACGUGGUGGUUGGCAAUCGGUAAUAGAAGAAACUGAAGACUCUGAAAUAGACUGAAUUGUCAAUUGAUUAUUUUACUUAGACGGGAUAAAUGUGAUUUUUUCUGUUUUAUUGUUCAAUAACAAACAGCUUGUUAGUUUAUGACAAAUUAUAUGCAGGAUUUAUGAAGUUUGUACAUAAGAAGCAAUUUGUUUACAAUAAAUUUAUGCGUAUGUUAUGUAAUGUAUAAUAUAUGGUAGAACAGACAUGACAAUAGACCCAUAAUUUUUUCGAAUUAUAUUUUGUUCAAAUUGUAAAUUUUCUACACGUUAACGUAGCCAUCAUCUUUUUCCAGAAAUGUAAAUUGACUGUAUAUUUCCUUUGGUAAUAUAGCAUAUUGUGG